AUGGCCUCACAAGUCUUGGUCUAUCCACCAUAUGUUUAUCAAACCCAGUCAAGUGCCUUUUGUAGUGUGAAGAAACUCAAACUAGAACCAAGCAGUUGCGUGUACAACGAAAGAACCUACCCCCAAAUCUAUGUGAAUGGUAAAAACUUUGGAAUUUCUCCCCACAGGGUUAGUACAUUCUUUCAGACUAAAAAUCCAUUUGACAGACCUCGAGGACAGAACUUUUUGUUGCCGUCAAAUGCUGUUGCUUUAACAAAUAUUGCAGGUGCUACAAAAGUGUUUGCGGCGUGGGCACAGCAAGCUCAGUUAGAGGCACCUCGGGCUGGGGCAGAUACCCUGGAAGGGCCCCAGCGAUGUGGAUUGAAGCGUAAGAGCGAAGAGCUGGAUAAUCAAAACGGCACGAUGCAGAUUGUUGAUGAACUGGCCAUCCUGCCUGCAAUGUUGCAAACCAACGUGGGAAACCCGGUGACGGUCGUGACAGCGGCUGCGACUUCAAAGCCAAGUGGUACAAGUGGAGACGGAGAUUACCAGUUAGUACAGCAUGAGGUAUUGUGCUCUGUGAAAAACACUUACGAGGUUCUUGAUUUCCUUGGGCGAGGGACCUUCGGACAAGUCGUGAAGUGCUGGAAAAGGGGGACAAAUGAGAUUGUGGCGAUCAAAAUCUUGAAGAAUCAUCCUUCGUAUGCACGCCAAGGACAAAUAGAAGUGAGCAUAUUAGCGAGACUAAGUACUGAAAAUGCUGAUGAGUUUAACUUUGUGAGAGCCUAUGAAUGCUUUCAGCAUCGUAACCAUACUUGUCUGGUUUUUGAGAUGUUGGAACAGAAUUUAUACGACUUCCUGAAACAAAACAAAUUCAGCCCCCUGCAACUGAAAGUAAUACGGCCUAUUCUGCAACAGGUGGCCACUGCACUGAAAAAACUAAAAAGUCUGGGUUUAAUCCAUGCUGACCUCAAACCGGAGAACAUUAUGUUGGUGGAUCCUGUUCGGCAGCCUUACCGGGUUAAAGUAAUAGACUUUGGGUCUGCCAGCCAUGUAUCAAAGACUAUUUGUUCGACCUAUUUACAAUCUCGGUAUUACAGAGCACCAGAGAUCAUACUGGGAUUGCCGUUUUGUGAAGCCAUAGACAUGUGGUCGUUAGGCUGUGUGAUUGCAGAGCUGUUUCUUGGAUGGCCACUGUACCCAGGAGCACUGGAAUAUGACCAGAUUCGUUACAUUUCACAGACUCAAGGUUUGCCGGGAGAGCAGUUGUUGAACAUGGGGACGAAAACCGCAAGAUUCUUCUGUAGAGAAACGGAUGCACCAUAUUCUAGUUGGAGAUUAAAGACAUUGGAAGAGCACGAGGCAGAGACAGGUAUGAAGUCUAAAGAGGCCAGAAAGUAUAUUUUCAACAGUUUGGAUGAUAUAAUGCACGUGAACAUGGUGAUGGAUUUGGAAGGAAGUGACCUGUUGGCAGAGAAGGCAGAUAGGAGGGAGUUUGUCAGUCUGUUGAAGAAGAUGUUGCUUAUCGACGCCGAUUUAAGAAUCACUCCAGCUGAGACCCUGAACCAUUCUUUUGUUACCAUGAAGCACCUCCUUGAUUUUCCUCACAGCAACCAAGUGAAGUCCUGUUUUCAUAUCAUGGAUAUUUGCAAAUGCAGAUCGAAUUUGUAUGACUUAAGUAAUCGCAAUAAAACAUCACUUAUGAGACCAGUUGCCUCAGGCAGUGCAGCUAACCUGACUGCGAGCUUUACCAAAAUUGGUCCAGUGAGGAGUCAGGCAUUGACUGCAUCUGCCCAUUCAGUUUUGCACCAAGGGAUACCACUGCAGGCAGGGACUGCUCAGUUUGGUUGCAGUGAUGUUUUCCAACAGGCUUUGAUUAUAUGUCCUCCAACUCUUCAAGGAAUUCCUACAAACCAUAGUAAGCCCACCAGUUUCUCCCUGAGGGUGGAUAACGCAGUUCCGCUGGUGACCCAAGCCCGUGCAAUUCAGCCACUACAGAUUCGGGCAGGAAUCCUUUCUCAGACAUGGUCAAAUCAGACCCAGCAAAUACUGGUUCCUGCGUGGCAGCAAGUAGCGCCGGUGGCAGCUCCUGCUACAUCUCUGGCCUCUGAUCCUGUGGCUGGCCCACAGAGGCUUGGAGACUGGGGAAAGAUGAUUACCCAGGGCACCCAUUACGGUUCAGUGAUACCGCAGCCUCUUCUAACACAUCAGAUAACCUUGUCUGCCCCUCAGCCAAUUAGCGUGGGCAUUGCACAUGUUGUCUGGCCUCAGCCUGCAGCUACCAAGAGGAACAGACUGUGUCCGAACAGGAGCAAUGUGUUACAAAAUACCAAUAUCCAAAAUUCAGCCUUUAUAUCUCCAAAGAUACUUAACCUGAAGGCUGUAAAGAGAAUAAGUUGUAUAGAAGCACAGGACAAUCUUAACUCAGAAGGACGGGAAAGUGACUGUUGUGAAGCAUCAGUCAGGCUGGAUCCUGAUUCACCACUUGCAACCAAACAGCGCCAGGCUAUCUUCAUUGCCAGCUCCCCCAGCCCAGCAGUCAGCGUGAUCACCAUCAGCAGUGACACAGAUGACGAUGACAUAGGACGAACACAUUCACUCAGAGAGUGUAAAGGCAGCCUCGACUGCGAAGCCUGCCAGAACACCCUCAACAUUGACCGCGUGUGUUCUCUCAGCAGUCCUGACAGCACUCUGAGUACCAGCUCCUCUGAGCAGUCUAGUCCAUCUCCUUGCAAGAGAUCCAACAGUAUGUCAGAUGACGAACAGGAGAGUGGAUGUGAUACGGUAGAUGGUUCCCCAACUUCAGAUUCUUCAGGACAUGACAGCCCAUUUGUGGAAAAUGGCUUCGUAGCUAAUACCAAUAAAAAUAAGGAAACAAGAGCAUCUGUUAAGCCUGAGAGCAAAUCGGCUGUUUGUACGGUAGUGGUACCACCAAUGAGACUUGAAAACAGGUUACACCUUGAUGAACAGAUGGUGAAUACAGAUGCUACAUGCCAGCCACUAAAAAAGGGUCGGUCUGUCCUGGGAAGGAUAAACCAUUCUUCUGUUGUAGGAAACCGUCAGCAAAAACUGGCGUCAGCAUUCCAUCAGCAACAUGCAAACUUCAGUCAGGUUCAGCACUUUGGAUCUGGGCCGCAGGAGUGGAACGGGAACUACGCUCAUCGGAGGCAGCAGGCAUACAUCCCAGCCAGCGUCACCGGCCACGCGUUCUCCCUUCCUCAGGGAAGUCCGAACCACGCUGCUGUGCACGCUCACCUCUCUGGAGGUCCCCACCUUGGAGGACAGCCUGCUCUGCUCCCGUACCCGUCGCCAGCACCCCUUACUACUGCUGCACCCGUUGCCCACCUCCUUGCCUCGCCAUGUACCUCAAGACCCUUGUUACAACACCCAACGUACAACAUAACUCAUCCCAGUGGUCUAAUACACCAGGUUCCAGUUGGCAUAAAUCCCCGUCUCUUACCUUCCCCAACCAUUCAUCAGACUCAGUACAAACCGAUUUUCGCACCGCAUUCGUACAUUGCAGCAUCACCUGCUUACACAGGAUUUCCACUGAGUCCAACAAAACUCAGCCAGUAUCCUUUUAUGUGAGAACUCAAACACAAUCUGUUGAGGAAGCUCAAUGAUACGGAAGUUUGAUUUGAGAAGAAACAUGGUAUUUAUUAAAUAUUAGCCAUGGCACAACAGGAAAAUUUUUUUUUUUUUUUUGAAUCAUGUAGACUUGGGUGCAAUUUAAACAACUCUGAGCUUUAAAAAAACUCACUUUUAAUGUGUUUUGCACAUUUGGUAUAACUUGUCUUUGGUCAUGUUAUCUUCUUAUAUAGUAACUUUAGACAGGUGACUUAUGGGAGCAGAAACCUGGUUUUGCUCCUGCUAUUUUUUAUAAAAUUGCCUUCUAACUAGUGCAAGACACGUCUACAUUUGGGAAGCCAUUCAGUGUACAGAACCAGAGCAACAGAUGCACAUGUGUCAGCAGUACAGUGUAGAAGUAACUUGUUUGUAUCGCGUAUCUUGGUGUUUAAAUGUCGAGUCACUUAUCUAAGAGUUGAGCUGUUUUUCACAUUGCAUGUGUCUUUUGCAUGGGUGAAAAGGAAAAAAAAAAAGCCUAAACAUUGCUCUUAAAUGUUGUUGUCCUAAUAAUCUCAGCUGCAUUGUAAACUGUUCCCACACAUAGUGCCUUAAAUAUUUGAGGUUGUUAAUGUUAUUACUUACAUAUAAAUGUUGAGGACUGCAGCACUUAAAAAUUCAGAUCUGCUGACUCUUUGGUAGCGUGAUGCUCAUUUUUUGGGUUUUGUGUGGUCUGAUUUUAGUAUUGGGUGUGUUUUCCUUACUGAGAAGGCAGCAUGUUUUGCUGUAGCUGAAUUUUGCUGUCUUUUCCCCCCCACCACCCCCAGAAUGAUCUAGCUUCAAGACAAGCCUUUAGUAGUGCUUAAGAAAAGUUGAUUCAGUAGCUAUUGAGUAGUGACACACAACACAGUAUUUCGUACUGGUAA
Molecule: messenger RNA, 4469 nt
Organism: Nestor notabilis (Kea)
Lineage: Eukaryota; Metazoa; Chordata; Aves; Psittaciformes; Psittacidae
Gene: HIPK3
Product: homeodomain interacting protein kinase 3
Exons: 15
Coding region: 1-3567 (1188 amino acids)
Biological process (GO): peptidyl-threonine phosphorylation; peptidyl-serine phosphorylation
Cellular component (GO): PML body; nucleus; cytoplasm
Molecular function (GO): ATP binding; protein serine/threonine kinase activity; protein tyrosine kinase activity
Source: RefSeq, a predicted model, not a curated record